Messenger RNA from Megalopta genalis, 2495 nucleotides. RefSeq names its product protein 5NUC. Lineage: Eukaryota; Metazoa; Arthropoda; Insecta; Hymenoptera; Halictidae. The record is from RefSeq and is a predicted model, not a curated record. Gene Ontology annotation, cellular component: plasma membrane. Gene Ontology annotation, molecular function: 5'-nucleotidase activity; metal ion binding; nucleotide binding. Gene Ontology annotation, biological process: AMP catabolic process.
CGUCCACCGCGUUGUCCGGAGUCGAAUGUGCAUUUUCGAAGAUCCUUGGUUCCUCGCAAUUAAGACCUACGAGGCCGAGGGUGCCCCCGGCAGAUCAUCUCUGAGUGGAUAACGAGCGAAAUCAACGGAUUGGCGAUUCCCGGAACGAUAGAUCAAGGGCGGGCCAGCUAUUGGAAGGUGAAAAAGGGCGACGAGAGAGAGAAAAGGAGCGGGAAGAAAUUCGGAACAAAAGGAACCUGUUACGGUCGCCAGGAUCCUUCCGUGGGACGUCGUCCUUACCGUCUCAGUCCGACCGGAUCCUUCGCUGUGUCAGUGCCACGAGGGAUUGCCUCCCGUGAAAGUGUCUAACCAAAUACUGCUGCCAGCUAAAUACUAACGCAGCACCGUGUCAGUCGACCUUUGACAACGCCAGAUAACGAAAGUGUCCGGUUAAAUCGUACGUAAGCCGAUCGAAAAUGCUGAGGAUCUUGAUCUCGAUCUGCUGCGCCGUGGCCGCCCUCUCUCCCGGGGUCCUCGGCAAUCCUGUUGCCGUGCAAGACGGCGAAGGGCUCGCUCUGCGGAUCCUUCACACGAACGACAUGCACGCAAGAUUCGAGCAGACGUCGAGAUUCUCCGCCAUCUGUUCGGAAAACGACGCGAACGAAGGGAAAUGUUACGGAGGAUUCGCGAGGCUGGCGACCCUGAUUCGAGAAGCGAGGCGAUCAUCCGUUCCUUCCCUCUUCCUGAACGCGGGGGACACUUAUCAAGGAUCGAUAUGGUACAACGUGUACAAAUGGAAAGUGGUCGCCAAGUUCCUGAACCUGUUGGCACCGAACGCCACGAGCUUGGGUAACCACGAGUUCGACGACGGCGUCAAGGGUCUCGUCCCCUUCAUCCAGAACGCGUCGUUCCCCAUAGUCACCGCGAACCUGGACCUGAGCCAACAACCGGACCUAGCAGCCACGAAUUUGCUGAACAGCACCGUUCUAACCGUGGAAGGGACAAAGAUCGGCAUCAUCGGAUACUUGACGCCCGAGACCAAGACGAUCUCUGUCACGGACAACGUGAUCUUCCUGGACGAAGUGGAAAGCAUUCGCAGGGAAGCGAGCCGGCUGAAAGCGCAAGGCGUCAACAUCCUGAUAGCCGUCGGGCACUCCGGUUUCGACGUCGACAAGAAAAUCGCCAGAGAAGUGGAGGACAUCGACGUUGUGAUCGGCGGGCACACCAACACCUUCCUUUACAAUGGCAAACAACCCGACCUUGAAACGCCCGAUGGCCUCUAUCCGACGACGGUGGUGCAGAAAAGCGGCAGAAAAGUGUACGUGGUCCAGGCGUACGCGUACACCAAGUACCUGGGUAAUUUUACGGUGAAAUUUAACAAGGAAGGCGAGGUCACCGAGAUCAAGGGCAAUCCUGUGUUGGUGGACAACAGCAUCGAACAGGCAAAGGACAUUUUGGAAGAACUAGAAGGAAUGAGAGCAGCCGUUAAUAAUGUGAGCCACACAGUAGUUGGAAAAACCCAUGUUUUCCUCAACGGAGAUAGUAAAGUCUGCAGACGCGUAGAGUGCAAUCUUGGCAACUUGAUUACUGAUUCUAUGAUCGAUUUUAAUGCUCGGGAGUAUGGCAACAAAGAUGGCUGGACAGAUGCAGCAAUAGCUUUCCAUAACAGUGGAAGUAUUAGAACUUCUAUCAGCAGGAGCAACGAUGAUAAAGUUACCAGGGGCGAUAUUCUUAGUGUUUUACCUUUUCAUAAUUCUAUAAUAAAAGUAAAAAUGACUGGAGAAACGAUGCUAUCGGUUCUAGAAUGGAGCGUUUAUUACUUGAACUUAAACACAACUUCAAACUUGCCUGGUGGAUUUAUACAAGUCUCGGGUCUUCAGGUGGUUUAUGACUUAACUAAACCAAGCAAUUCUAAAGUGGUUUCAGUAUAUGUACAAUGUGCAAAUUGCAGUAUUCCAUCAUAUAGUGAGUUAAAAAAGAAUGAAAUCUAUAUGGUGCUUGUGACUGAUUUUAUGCAAUCUGGUGGUGAUGGAUUCGCUAUGUUAAAGGAUCUCAAGACGUAUCCUUUGGGUUCGACUACAGCAGAUGUACUUUCACAAUACUUUAUGGAACACAGCCCUGUGUACCCAGGUGUUGAGUGGAGGAUCAGUUAUGUAACAGAAAACCAUAAACCUAACAGUUUUGAUAGCAAUGGUUCGAGUAACCUGCAUCAGUCUGUUAUAGUAACUAUUUUAUUACCAUUAUUAGUUAGCUGGCUAUUCAUAACACAAACCUGAAGAGUAAGAGCAUAGGUUGAGUAUAGUCAGGAUUAAGCAGUAUUUAAAAAUCGAAUAAGUUACAUAAAUACUUGCAGUUGUUUAUGUGCGUCCUAUCUAAGUACAUCUCUACCUCAAAUUGUACAUUUUUACUAUAGGCUUUAAAUCCCUCUUGUCGAGCGAUUAAUAAUUUAUAAAUACGAUUCAUUCAAAUUUCCAGUUGUAAAUAAUUCAAACGAAAAAAAUAAAAUAUUAAAUUUA